Messenger RNA from Hemibagrus wyckioides, 1050 nucleotides. It is a transcript of the gene her8.2, whose product is annotated as hairy-related 8.2. Lineage: Eukaryota; Metazoa; Chordata; Actinopteri; Siluriformes; Bagridae. The coding region runs from base 169 to 750 and encodes 193 amino acids. Gene Ontology annotation, molecular function: protein dimerization activity; DNA-binding transcription factor activity, RNA polymerase II-specific; RNA polymerase II cis-regulatory region sequence-specific DNA binding. Gene Ontology annotation, cellular component: nucleus. Gene Ontology annotation, biological process: regulation of neurogenesis; anterior/posterior pattern specification; regulation of transcription by RNA polymerase II. The record is from RefSeq and is a predicted model, not a curated record. The transcript is spliced from 4 exons.
UAUGCUGUGUGUGUGUUUGCUCUCUCCUUCCUCUAUUCACAUGCUAAUCAGAGCUGUAUAAAUGCAGUCGAGCUCUGAGCAGCACGCACUCCUCAUCAACACACACCUCUCUACAACACACACACACACACGUCCAUAAGUUUCUCCCAGAAAUAAAGUGUGAUAGUCAUGACUGCGGUAGGUGCGACCCAAAGCGCAGACAGACAGAACAGCAGCAGGGACGAGAGGAAGCUGAGGAAGCCUCUGAUCGAGAGGAAGAGGAGAGAGAGGAUUAAUCAGUGCCUGGAGCAGCUCAGAGAGAUGGUGGUGGAAGUCUUCGGGCUGGACCAGCAUUCGAAGUUGGAGAAGGCUGAUAUUCUAGAGAUGACUGUUAAACACCUACAGAACAUCCAGAGUAAUAAAGUUACAGAACUGAUAAUGGACCCGGAGGCACAUCAGUGGUACAGCACCGGCUACAUCCAGUGCAUGCAUGAAGUCCACAACCUGCUGCUGUCCUGCGACUGGAUGGACAAAACACUCGGCACUCAUCUCCUUAACCACCUGCUCCACUCACUGCCCAAAUCCACUCCGUCCAAACCCCCAUCAACUCGGUCCGAGUCAGGGACACUGAGAAUCUGUGAGGUGGACGACGUGUCCUCAGCACCCAGUGUGGCUCUGCCAACUCUAACUAAUGACCCCGCCCUAUUGACUCGGCUGCCCCCCACCAAGAGCCCGCAUCUGACAGCUCUGGAAAUGUGGAGGCCUUGGUAGGAUACUGUAUGUGUGUGUGUGUGUGUGUGUGUGUGUGUGCGUUUUAGACCCUCCUCUGCUAUGUAUCUUAUAGAUAUACCUGUUGGUGAGCGUGUGGUCCAGAUUAGUGGCUCUCUUCUGAAGCUUGUUACUUCCUGUCUGAAGUAAACUUCCUGUAGCCUGCAUUGUAGAAGGCAGUUAAUGCUCCUGUGUUUAUUUAUUUUAUUAACACUGUCAUUUAUUGGAUUAAAUAAAAUCCAGAGCUAGCUCUGUGUUUGCUAGCUGACUAAUACCGUAGAGCCUGUGACCUCUGUAUGACCU